Messenger RNA from Mucor mucedo, 279 nucleotides. Its product is annotated as CAP Gly-rich domain-containing protein. NCBI's taxonomy places the organism in Eukaryota, Fungi, Mucoromycota, Mucoromycetes, Mucorales, Mucoraceae. The transcript has a single exon. The record is from RefSeq and is a predicted model, not a curated record. The coding region runs from base 1 to 279 and encodes 92 amino acids.
AUGAACGUAAAACGAAGCUCCGUCAUUCGAAGCGACGAAUGUGUUGUGGGAUCUCGAGUCUUUGUCAAUAAUGAACUUUCAGGCACUGUUCGGUUUAUUGGUACUACCAGUUUCCAAACCGGAAAAUGGGUUGGAGUAGAGUUGGAUGAAGCUUUAGGAAAGAAUAGCGGUGUAGUUCAAGGAAAAAGAUAUUUUGAUUGUAAAAAUAAUCAUGGUGUUUUUAUCCGACCUGCUAGUGUCAAGGUGAUUGAAACUGCUAGUGCUGCUGCUGUAAGUUAA